Molecule: messenger RNA, 585 nt
Organism: Solanum verrucosum
Lineage: Eukaryota; Viridiplantae; Streptophyta; Magnoliopsida; Solanales; Solanaceae
Product: secreted RxLR effector protein 161-like
Exons: 1
Coding region: 1-585 (194 amino acids)
Source: RefSeq, a predicted model, not a curated record
AUGCAUGACCGCAAACCUGUGCGUACUGUAAUCUCUAUUGGUGUGAAGCUUGGCAAGGAUGCGGAUUCCGAAAAAGUGGAUGAUAGUAUGUAUAGAAGAUUAAUUGGCAGUCUUCUAUAUCUAACCACAAGCAGACCUGACAUUCUAUUUGUUGUAAGUUUGCUCUCUAGGCUUAUACAUUCAUCUAGAGACACACACUUCACAACGACUAAAAGAGUGUUAAGGUAUAUUAAAAGAACCAACAAGUUUGGAACUUUCUUCCUAGUAUCUGUUGAACUAACUAUGAACAUGGUUGAGUACUCUAAUAGUGAUUGGGGUGGUAGAGUUGAUAAUUCCAAAAGCACCUAUGGAUAUCUUUUCUGUGUGGGGACGAGUUGUUUUAUUUGGAGCUUUAGGAAACAAGAAACUACAACUAAAUCAACAGUAGAAACUGAGUACAUAGUUGCUCCAUCUACUAUGAAUCAAGCUAUCGAGGUAUGGAAGAUGUUGAAGGACUUGAGCCAUGAACAAACAGAAGCUAGCAAGAUCACGUGUGACUACAAUUCAAAAGUUUCAAUCUCAAGAAAUCCAGUGUUUCAUGGUUGA